UGCCCUCUGGUCCUAGACCCUCCCAUUACUGGAAACAUCCUUUCCACCUCCAUCCUAUCUGGGCCAUUCAUUAUUAGUUAUUGUGCAUCCAUUGUAGUCCUGAAGGCUGCAGAACAAAUGGUGAUAAAUGGGAUGAGUAUAGAUAGGUACACGAUGGUCAGUCUAGAUACAACGGGCUGAAGGGCCUGUGCCUGCGCUCUCUGAUGCUAUCAGAUCAUGACACUGAACUGCAUUCCUGAAUUGUUGUCCUUAGGGAUGGUAAUCCAUUUACUGCUGACAAUGACGAUGUUCGGAUGCACAUUCACAUCAGACUAUGGAGUGAAAUGUUGACGUGUUAUCUCUCUUCUUGCACCCUCUGUCCUUGCCCCUUUCAUGCUGUUGUUUUCGGAAUUGCUGUUAGAAAAGGGUGAAUAAUGUUAUUUCAUCAACCACUGUGCUGCUUACGCAAUAGGCGUGAGCGUUUCCCUCACGGUUUAACUUGUGCAAGCAGAAUAUUUUUUUGUUAUCAGAGUAAAAAAAGUCAAGGGGUUGUGGCAAUAUUGACAAAAAUUGGCUACACAUGCAAUGCCCGCGAUGUGAUGACCUUAUUGAUUGGGUUCCACAGACUGUGAGGAAGGAGUCCAUUGGUAUAUUGAAAGCUGUCUGAGAAGUACGGCCCAAUCUUCAGCAUCAAGCUUGGAACCAUGAAGGCUGUGGUCCUGACCGGCUACGAGACCGUGAAGGAUGCUCUCAUCAAUCAUCCCGAUGAGUUUGGAGGAAGAGGUCGCAUCCCAAUAUUUGAUGUCACAGCCAAGGGUCAUGGCAUCAUCUUUGGUCAUGGGGAAUCGUGGAAGCAGAUGCGAAGAUUCACCAUGUCCACUCUGCGGGACUUUGGAAUGGGCAAGAAAUCUGUCGAAGAUAAAAUCAUUGAAGAAACCCAUUUCCUCGUAAAAAUGUUUGAAUCGUACGAAGGCCAAGAAUUUAAUCCAACCCUCAAGUUAAACAUUGCUGUGGCCAAUAUAAUCUGCGCAAUAGUUUUUGGUGACAGAUUUGAUUACGAUGAUGAAAGGUUCAUUAGUUUGGUGAAGAGAGUGAAUGCAAAUGUGCAACUUGGUGGAUCUCCGAUGGUGCGGCUCUACAAUGCAUUUCCCAUACUGGGAUUUUUUCCUGGUUCACACAAGAAAAUGUUGCAAAAUGCACAAUUAAAUAUUGGAUUCAUCAAAAACAUUAUGAAUGAAAAUGACCAGAAACUAGAUGCAAAUGACCCAAGGAGCUUUAUUGAUGCCUUCUUGUUAAAACAGCACCAGGAGUCAGGUAAUCCAAACACAUAUUUCCAUGAAAACAACCUGUUAUUCACAGCAUCUAACCUGUUUGUUGCUGGGAUGGAGACAACUUCCACCACACUUCGUUGGGCCAUGCUGCUGAUGAUGAAGUACCCCCACGUUCAGGAGAAAGUUCACGAGGAAAUCACCGGUAUCAUUGGGUCAGAACGGUCGCCCAGAACUGAAGAUCGGACGAGUUUGCCCUACACCAAUGCGGUGAUCCAUGAAGUCCAGAGGUUUGGCAAUGUUGUACCAAUGAACCUCCUGCAUUCAACAACAGCGGACGUAAACUUUAAAGGAUAUUUCAUCCCAAAGGACACUCCCGUGAUCCCCUUACUGACCUCGGUCCUUUUCGAUAAAACUCAGUGGGAAAACCCGAGAACCUUUAACCCUUCCAACUUUCUGGAUGCUGAUGGGAAGUUUGUGAAGAGAGAUGCUUUUGCUCCAUUCUCCAUGGGACGCAGGGCCUGUGCUGGAGAAACCCUGGCCAGGGUGGAGCUCUUCCUGUUCUUUACCACUCUGAUACAGAAGUUCCGGUUUCAAGUCCCCCCGAAUGUGAACAAUCUGGAGCUUGUGUCCGGUGUGGGCCUCACAUCAUUCCCAAAAUACCAAAACGUGUGUGCUGUGCGUCGCUGAUGUCAACACAUCCUUUGACAGAAUAAAAAUAUUUGGCAAAGGAAAUCUGUGAGAAAA
Molecule: messenger RNA, 1994 nt
Organism: Amblyraja radiata (thorny skate)
Lineage: Eukaryota; Metazoa; Chordata; Chondrichthyes; Rajiformes; Rajidae
Product: cytochrome P450 2K1-like
Exons: 9
Coding region: 684-1937 (417 amino acids)
Biological process (GO): xenobiotic metabolic process
Cellular component (GO): intracellular membrane-bounded organelle; cytoplasm
Molecular function (GO): heme binding; iron ion binding; oxidoreductase activity, acting on paired donors, with incorporation or reduction of molecular oxygen, reduced flavin or flavoprotein as one donor, and incorporation of one atom of oxygen
Source: RefSeq, a predicted model, not a curated record